AUUUGUUACAUUUUAAAGAUAGACCGUGGUAGACAUUCUGUAGAUAUGGGUAAUCUCCAACGCAACCGAAGGAAGGAGAUUGCGACAACUCAUCCUAGUUUACGCAAAGGCAAAGGUAAAGGGCUGGCCGAGUCUUCUUCUCAAAGUCGAGAAGAUUUUGAAACGGAAUACAAAAGGCGAGAUGGGGAUGCGAUGUCCGACGAGCAACUACAACAACUAUUGGCGCAAAAUGAUGGUCGCUUUUUCCAUCAACAAAACAUCCCGGAGUCCAUUGACGAAGACGAGCUCGAGGAUGAGGAUGCGGAGGAGGACGCGGGGGGCAAUGGCAGUCACGGCACCCCAGAUGAUGAGCAAGAGUUGGAGGACAUGGGUGGUUCAUCCCAACUUGGUCAGAAAUCUAAAUCUCCUAUUAUAGAAAAUAAUUUUACAAAGAGGAAAGACAAAACAACCGAGAAAUGGUACGCAAGUUGCAAUCAUCGCAAUAAGGAGUAUAGCUUGGGAACUUCCAGCGGAUACGGGAGCCUCACAAGGCAUCUUAAGUCCGCGCACUUGGUGGAGUAUGCGAAAAUAUCAAAAGACAAGGGGAAGCAAACUCAAAUAUCGAGGUUUGCAAAUGACCAACCUUUUGGUAAUUUCUCAUACAAUGAUGCACAAAAUUUGACAGGUAGAAUUUGACGAAAAUGAGGAUUUUGACGUUCUAAAGUGGCGGAAGUCAAAAGAAAGAAUGUUCCUGAUUUUAGCACGGAUGGCUAAGCAAGUCCUAUCAAUGCCGGUUUCAACAGUUGACGUGGAACAAGAAUUUAGUUCGGCCGGCAACGUCCUAACGGCAUCUAGAACGAGUUUGAGCGCAGAGUCUCUUGAGACGCUUAUAUGCUACCACGAUUGGUUGAAGGCCAUGCGUAGAACUCAAGAAAUUAGCAUCACCCCCUCCCAAGACUUUAUGGAUGAAUCAACAACCGAGGGUGGCUCCUAUGCCGGAGAUUCCGAU
Messenger RNA from Cuscuta epithymum, 988 nucleotides. The record is from the annotation of a GenBank genome assembly. NCBI's taxonomy places the organism in Eukaryota, Viridiplantae, Streptophyta, Magnoliopsida, Solanales, Convolvulaceae.